UGAAAAAAAAAAUCAUGCGCGCGCGAACCAUAUACUUUAAAUUCGAGACAUCGAGACGGAUGAUCUACAACAACCCGUACCUCACACAACAUGUCUGACUUGAAAUUUUGCACAGUCUGUGCUGUCAACAACAAUAGGUAAGUACCGCAGCCAGGUGCCAAUUGAAUAGCCACUAAUAGCGUAGAUCGAUGGAAGCGCACCGUGCGCUCAAAGAGGCUGGCUUCACCGUUGACUCCUUCGGGACGGGCUCUGCGGUUCGUCUUCCAGGUCCGUCCAUUGACAAGCCCAACGUGUAUCCAUUCGGAACGCCGUACGACGAGAUAUACAAGGAGUUGGAAGCUCAGGACCCCAAACUCUACACAGCGAACGGGAUCUUGGCCAUGUUAGACCGCAACCGUAAGAUUAAAACGGCUCCGCAGAAGUGGCACGACGGGGACAUCAAGUUUGACGUGGUGUUCACGUGUGAAGAGCGCUGCUUUGAGAGUGUUUUGGACGACAUGAUGACCCGCGCCGAGAGCGGCAAAAGCGGCAAAGCGUUGCAUGUGAUCAAUGUAGACAUCAAGGACGACCAUGAGAACGCCGUUAUUGGCGGACAGGGCAUUCUCGAGCUUGCGAACCGGUUCACCGAGUUGUACGAGCAGUGCAGGGCAGCGGAUGCCCUGAUGUCGUUUGAUGACGCCGUCAUGGAUGUGUUGACCACGUGGCAGGAGGCCCAUCCACACUUGCCGUUAUUGUACAGCGUGUGCUUUGAAUAACCACAGCUGCUACAGAGCAAUGUAGGGGAGUAUGAGGAGAGCUAAACAAGAAACACGUCCGAGGCAAUCACAAAGAAACAUCAAUCUGAUAUGGAAGUUGUAGCUGUACGCAAGACUGCGGUCUUAGGUAUGUAUGGGUGUAGAGGAAACGAUGGCCCAAAGGUCAGUAUCAGGAAAACACUGGGUCAGCCCACAUUUUGAAUUGGAGAGAUAUGUCAUAGAAAAUGGCAUGUAAAGCUAGAGCUAGAGAUUUUCUACUCUCAUUUUAACCUACUGUCGCCGAAACGGUUUCUAAAUGACUCGCAAUAUUUAUAGCCAGUCGUAUUAAAUAUAUA
Babjeviella inositovora NRRL Y-12698 is the source of this 1090-nucleotide messenger RNA. It is a transcript of the gene SSU72, whose product is annotated as RNA polymerase II subunit A C-terminal domain phosphatase. NCBI's taxonomy places the organism in Eukaryota, Fungi, Ascomycota, Pichiomycetes, Serinales. Gene Ontology annotation, biological process: termination of RNA polymerase II transcription. Gene Ontology annotation, cellular component: mRNA cleavage and polyadenylation specificity factor complex; nucleus. Gene Ontology annotation, molecular function: RNA polymerase II CTD heptapeptide repeat phosphatase activity. The record is from RefSeq and is a predicted model, not a curated record. Bases 189 to 755 code for a protein of 188 amino acids. The transcript has a single exon.